AUGGACUUACUCAGGGAACGGUGCAAGCAAAUAUUUAGUACCAACAGUUUAGAUGUAGAUCAUAAACAAGCUGAAGCAAUUAUAUGGGAGUUACACGAGAUCUACGUUCUUUUAACGAAGAACUUCCAGCUGUUUAACUCCUUGCUGUCUCCUGUGAUGUUCUUCUACGUAAUUAUGUGUUCAUUGAAGCUUUGUUUUAGUGCAUUUGAACUAACCUCCACCAACGACGCAACACAGAAAUUGCUAGUGGCGGAAUACUUAGUGUUCGGAAUCACACAGCUGUUCUUAUUCUGUUGGCACAGCAAUGAUGUCCUCGAGAAGAUUCUUAAAGGGGCCUACAGCUAUUACACGCUACUUAAAUAA
Molecule: messenger RNA, 363 nt
Organism: Parnassius apollo (apollo)
Lineage: Eukaryota; Metazoa; Arthropoda; Insecta; Lepidoptera; Papilionidae
Source: the annotation of a GenBank genome assembly